Messenger RNA from Maudiozyma saulgeensis, 1092 nucleotides. The record is from the annotation of a GenBank genome assembly. Lineage: Eukaryota; Fungi; Ascomycota; Saccharomycetes; Saccharomycetales; Saccharomycetaceae.
AUGUCAGUAGAUCCGAGAAGAAGAUUGAGUCGUCAUGAAUUGACACCUGAAAAUUUACAAACUUCUAUACAAGUCAGUAAUUUACCUGCUGAUUGGACACCUGAAACUGUUUCUUCUAUAGUUGCAGGUUCUGGUGUAAUAGUAGAAGUGACUCCUAAGAUGGAUCCACGUACCAAUAAACUUACGAAUGUAACAUAUGAUUAUUCCAAUAGUAGAGAGUGUGAGGAUGCAUAUUCAUUAUUAACAAAGAUUGAUAAACUACCAUGUACUAUGGAGAGAACGAUCCCUACCAACUAUAAAGCUAGACUUAAGGCCAUAGAAGAUGGCACACCCAUAGAUAGACCUGAGAUAGAAUUGAAUAGAGACUCUUAUCCAUGGGAUCUAGGGUUGGAACUUCCUUUUCAAAUGGUAACAAAUGUACCGAUUCCAAGAAGACCACCAGUUGGUUCAUCUACCACUAACAGUGGUACUAGUACAACAAAUGGUUCAACAUCAAAUAUGGCAUUCCCAGAUAUUUUAAGUAAAGCUUCAAAACAUUUACCUGUAUUAACACCUAAUGCCUUGACAACACAAGAUCUUACUGGUAUUUCAAACAAUUUAAGUAAGAUUGCACCUUUACAAUUAAUAGAGAUGAUAUCUAAUUUAAAGAUAUUAGCAAAUCAAUCGACUACAAAACGUUCUCAAAUUGAAGAUUUUUUAUUAAAUAAUAAUAAAGAUAUUACAAUCGCUGUAUCACAAGCAUUAUUGGAAAUGGGGUUUAUAGAUUAUAAUGUCGUAAAUUCUGUUAUAAAUUCACAACCUAGCACCAUAAAUCAACCAGUCAAUGUAGUACAACCACCUGUAGUACAGCAGACACCCCUACAAGUACCUCAACCGCAAAUGCAAACCCCACCUGUACAAGAAACUGUACCUAUAUCAUCACCUCAGCCAUCUAUUCAACGCCAAAUUAAUGAACCAAAAUUACAAGCAGCACCAGAAAAUCAACGUGAGAUGAUCAGACAAGUUUUAACGUUGACAGAUUCACAAUUAGAACAAUUACCGGAUGCACAACGUACAAUGGUUGAAGGUCUUCGUAAAGAGUAUUUGAUAUAA